UGCUUCGGUUUGUUUACAACCCGCCAGCGGGCACAUAGGUCUGAUUAAUUUAUUAGACCCUAGACACACAAUUAUUUAUUUUACCUGUAUAAUCUAGACUAGUCCCAGUUCACAGUUUAAAGUAAUUGCUACUAAAAUAUAAAACCACAAGUGAUCCUGCGUUCAACACACUUGAAAUGCGCAGGAUUUAAUGCCAAUUAUUUUAUCUUAUUUUUUAAACUAUGCUUAAGAACCACAAGCAUAAUCAUUAAAAACAAUAAUAUCAUGUAGUCAUAAAAACAUGGAUAUAUAAUGGUCAAAAAUUUUGGAUUAUUUCUGUGUUUCACUGUUAUGAGCUCAAAUGCAAAGAAAUUAUACCAUGUAUUAUAGCCUAAAUGUACUCAGGACUUGUCACAGACCCUCAUGCUUGUGCAGCGCGACUUGUAUCUGUCAGUGACUCUCAAUAAAGCUUUAGUGUUUUGAAACAUCAUGGCGGCUUGCAGGGUGCCUGCCGCUGUUAGAGGCUCAAUAAAAUUUUUACUCAAUGAUACAGUUCUGACCCCAAGGAAGCUUGGCCGUCUGUCAGUCAGUUGCACGGGAAAAGGUUACACCAGUUGGAGGACGUGCAGUUCAUCUGCAUCGUCCUGCUCCUCUGAGUCUCCAGCAGCAGAUGUUUUUACCUCUGCUCAAACUACUGGACACUAUGAUCGCCUCGUUCAGUGUGGCUCCCUGAGGGAAGAUGCCCAGCAGAGAUAUGUCCUCCAGCGGCUGGCGCAGCUGCAACACACCUUAAAGACGUACAGUAAUAGCGUGUACCUGAAUCCACCUCCUCCAAGACUAGACCCUAAAGAUGACAACAGUCAACCUCAGAAAGUUAAAGGCCCCAGCAUGACUACAGCUGAAAACAAAGGUGGUGAAUCACCUGCUAAGGAGGAGCCCCCUCCACGACCACCCAAAGGCUUCUAUAUUUAUGGAGAUGUUGGCACAGGGAAGACCAUGCUUAUGGAUAUAUUUUACUCCCAUGUGGAAAACACCCGUAAAAAGAGAGUUCACUUUAACGGCUUCAUGUUGGACAUCCACAAAAGGAUCCAUCGGAGGAAACAAAGCCUGCCAAAACGAAGGCUAGGAAAUAUGUUCACCUAUGACCCCAUAUCACCGGUUGCCAUGGAGAUCAGCAGUGAAACCUGCCUCUUGUGUUUUGACGAGUUUCAGGUGACUGACAUUGCUGAUGCCAUGAUCCUGAAGCAGCUGUUUGAGACACUGUUCAAGACCGGAGUGGUGGUGGUGGCCACCUCCAACAGACCCCCUGAAGAUCUGUACAAAAACGGACUUCAGAGGGACACCUUCCUACCUUUCAUCGACGUGCUGAAGGAGUACUGUCACACCAUCUGCCUAGAUGCUGGGAUUGACUACAGGAGGCUGGACAAAGUUGCAUCAGGGAAACUCUACUACCUCACGGGGGAGCCUGGUGCGGAGGCCUUCUUGGAUACACUGUUCGAGGACCUGGCUUUACGACAAAGGAGUGUUACAGGUCCUCGGGUGCUGACAGUGCUGGGUAGAGAUGUGACUCUGGAGAAGACCUGUGGCUCUAUCGCCGACUGUACUUUUGACGAGCUGUGUGGCAGACCCCUGGGUGCCAGUGACUAUCUGGAGAUGGCACGGCUCUUUGACACCGUAUUUAUCCGCCAUAUUCCAAUGCUGACGCUGACACUGAAGGACCAGGCCAGACGCUUCACCACCCUCAUAGACAACUUCUAUGACAAGAAGGUGAGAGUGGUGCUGCUGGCGGCAGUUCCUUUAGACCGGCUGUUCGUCCACUCUGGAGGGGAAGAUGAGAGGGACCGACAGCUGCUGGAUGACCUGGGCCUCAGCGGGGAGGCAGCAGAGCGUCUGACUCUGUUCACGGCCGAGGAGGAGAUCUUUGCCUUCCAGAGGACCGUCUCCAGACUGAUGGAGAUGCAAAGUGAGAAAUACUGGAUGGAGGGAGACCGCAGUCACAGCAAGAAUCGCAUGGACACCUAACAUCCAGUUAUGACUGCCAGGAUAAUUAUAUACCUUCAGAUAACACAGUACCUCACUAACUACUGACACAGCAUAAGCAAAAGCUCCUGUUUAUUAGUCUAUUUUGGGCGACCAAAGCUUUAGGUUUUAGGGAAUAAGCAGCAAUUUACUUCAGGAAAGGCCUGAUCCUCAGUAAAUAUAUAACAAUGUAAAACUGGGUACCUGUUUUCCUUUAGAUCUGACUCCUCUCCUCAUCUUAUACAUGUGUUGUAUCUUUUUACUGUGAGGCGUAAUCUCCCCCUUGUGGACGAUUUAUUUUUCAAUAGUAUGGAAAGCUCUCCAACUUGUGAAGCCACAACAGGUGCUUGUCUCAUGGAGAGAAAUGGGGAACAAGUGUCCUUCACAAUAGUUGGCUACCGCCCUCUAGUGGUGAAUGUGGAAAAAGUAAAAUGUUCUUGAAUUUCUCAAAGUUUCUGUUUCUGUGGAAGUUUGGAAUUAUGAAACCUGGCAUGAAUUCAAAAUGUUAUACAUAUGUUUUGCUAAUGAACUCUGAACUCUGUAUUCAGGGAAUUU
Messenger RNA from Lates calcarifer (barramundi perch), 2553 nucleotides. It is a transcript of the gene afg1lb, whose product is annotated as AFG1 like ATPase b. Lineage: Eukaryota; Metazoa; Chordata; Actinopteri; Centropomidae. The record is from RefSeq and is a predicted model, not a curated record. Gene Ontology annotation, cellular component: mitochondrion; cytoplasm. The transcript is spliced from 13 exons. The coding region runs from base 469 to 2001 and encodes 510 amino acids. Gene Ontology annotation, molecular function: ATP binding; ATP hydrolysis activity.